AUGGCUACAGCACGAACGGGACUUGCGGGACUCAACCGAAAGUUAUGGCACAUCUUGCCAAUUGCUGUGCUGCUCGUCACCACCGGGCUGCUACUGCUCCUGAACUUCGGCUCGCAAUAUGAUCCGCGAAAUCUCUUGAGCAGUCAAGGUGAGACAGAGAAAUACUCGAGCGAUGGCGACAUCAGUGUCAUAGCAGACCCCCCAGCCCCUGAGCCGACAUCAGAGUUCUACGACUGGCGGACCAGCACCGCCUACAACUUGGUCGACAUCAGCGAGAACCUCACACAGGAAGAGCUAUGUCAACACUUCCCAAAGCAGAAGCUCUCCAAGAUCCAGCCGGUACUCAAAACGGGACAUCAAGUCCUCGAUCGAGUUCGACAGUCGCUCCUGAGUACAUCAGCCUGUCUCGACAACCUCCUCAUCUUCUCCGACUUCGACGAAGAACUCGAAGGCCGAGCCGUCAUCAACGUCAUUGCCGACAUCGAUGAGGCUCUUCUGCGAUCAGACAACCAAACAGACUCAUACUUCGCUCUCCAAGAGGCAGCUGCGAAAGGAACAGAUGACGAAGACAUGGAAGCGGUCGAGGGCUGGCUACUCGACAAAUUCAAGUUCCUGGCUUCCGUCAGCCGAGCUUGGAAAAUGUCUCCAGAGAAGCAGUGGCACGUCUUCUACGAAGGGGAUACGUACGUCGUGUGGGAUACUGUCUUUCGGCUGCCGGAGAAUUUUGAUGCGGACGGUGAGCAUUAUUUUGGGUCGCCGUCGCCGGGAAGGGAUGGGACUUGGUUCGCGAAUGGUGGCCCUGGGUACAUUCUCAGUCGUGGCGCUGUGCGAAAGCUCGUCCGUGAUGAUUGGAACCACAACACUGGCGAGUGGCUCGGCAGCAAGCUGUCGGAGAAGUAUUGGGAAGAUAUUCUGACAGAUUGCUGCGGUGACUCGAUACUCGGCUGGGUGCUUCACGUUCACGGCAUCGACCUGAAAGGCCUUUGGCCAAUGUUCAAUCCUCAUCCACUGCACGGCAUUCCUUUCUCGGAUCUAUACUGGUGCCAGCCCGUCCUCAGCAUGCACAAAUCCUGGCACAAAGAGGAGAUUGAUUUCUGGAAGUGGGAAUGGACCCAAAGACAAGCUCACCGACCAUUGCUGUGGCGGGAUAUCGCCACCUCAUACUUCAAUCUUACGAGUGUGCCUCGCAAGGAUGACUGGGACAACGCAGGUUGGGAUGCGUAUUCACCCGCUGAGGACGAUCUCCGUGAGCCGCACAGUUCUGCUGAGGCAUGUAGCUUGGCUUGCCGGGAGGCGGAAGACUCGGGAUGUUUCCAGUGGACUUAUCAUCUACGACGAUGCUCAUUCGUAAGGUCGUUCCGGCUCGGUCGAGCGAGAAAACCGCAUAUCGACGAUCAGAAAAAGGACCACGAUUGGACACAGGAAGACCAGAAGUAUUUCGCGGGCUGGAAUACCGAACACAUAAAACGCUGGAUAUCGAAACGACCUUGCAGCGAAGUCCAAUGGGUCAGACCCAGCAUCGAGCGUAUCUUCUGA
Molecule: messenger RNA, 1536 nt
Organism: Zasmidium cellare ATCC 36951
Lineage: Eukaryota; Fungi; Ascomycota; Dothideomycetes; Mycosphaerellales; Mycosphaerellaceae
Product: glycosyltransferase family 31 protein
Exons: 4
Coding region: 1-1536 (511 amino acids)
Source: RefSeq, a predicted model, not a curated record